This is a messenger RNA of Hibiscus syriacus, 1897 nucleotides long. RefSeq names its product calcium/calmodulin-regulated receptor-like kinase 1. NCBI's taxonomy places the organism in Eukaryota, Viridiplantae, Streptophyta, Magnoliopsida, Malvales, Malvaceae. The record is from RefSeq and is a predicted model, not a curated record. The coding region runs from base 431 to 1720 and encodes 429 amino acids. The transcript has 8 exons. Gene Ontology annotation, biological process: protein phosphorylation. Gene Ontology annotation, molecular function: protein kinase activity; ATP binding.
UCUUGUUUUUUACUCUGUUUGGUUGGUGAGAAAGCUUAGGAAGAGAACUUGGAAACUGAAAGUAAAAGAAACUUAUAUAGGUUUUACUUAAAAGCUCUUUGCUUUCCUCGAGCCUUUUUGGAGUUGAUAAACUCUAUUUUCUUAGUAACCAUACAGAUCAGUCUAUGAUAUUCUUGUUUUUUAUUCUAUAGUCAGCGGAAAGUUUUAGUUUACGAUUCAUAAUAAUUAAUAGGUUUCUGACCAAUGCUAAUCAGAUCAAGUAUAUUUUUCAAAUCACAAGCUUUAGGAAAAUUAUUGGUUUCCUUUUUUCACUGAAUUUUGUUUUUGGGGGUAUUUCCUAUUGUUUUCCUUCUAAGUUCAUGUGAAUUGGAGCAGUUUUGUUGUUUCAAUGGACUGGAGGUUUGAAUAGGAAAUAACACAAGGAGUAGAUAUGAGAGGGGAGUCAUCUGGUUUGAUCAUUGGGAUUUCUAUAGGAGUGGUGAUCGGUGUGCUUUUAGCUAUUUUUGCACUAAUCUGUAUCAGGUAUCAUAGAAAGAGAUCCCAGAUAGGAAACAGCAGUUCCAGGAGAACUGCAACAAUCCCCAUCAGGGCUAAUGGAGCAGAUUCUUGUACUAUGUUAUCUGAUUCAACUAUUGGCCCUGAUUCACCAGUGAAAUCUGGAAGAAAUGGAAUGUCGGUGUGGCUCGACGGGCUUAGAAAAAGCAAUGUUGUCUCUAUGUCUGGAAUACCCGAGUACUCGUACAAGGAUUUGCAAAAAGCAACUUAUAAUUUUACAACACUAAUUGGACAAGGAGCCUUUGGUCCAGUUUAUAAAGCUCAGAUGUCAACUGGUGAGACUGUUGCAGUGAAAGUGCUUGCUACUGAUUCCAAGCAAGGGGAGAAAGAGUUCCAGACCGAGGUUAAGUUGUUGGGAAGACUGCAUCACAGAAACCUUGUAAAUUUGGUCGGAUUUUGUGCAGAAAAGGAUCAACAUAUGCUUGUCUAUGUGUACAUGAGUAAAGGCUGCUUGGCUUCUCAUUUGUACGGUGAAAACCAUGAACCUCUGAGCUGGAAUUUAAGGGUCUAUAUCGCUUUAGAUGUAGCAAGGGGCUUGGAAUAUCUUCAUGAUGGGGCAGCUCCUUCUGUAAUACACCGGGACAUUAAGUCUUCCAAUAUUCUGUUGGAUCAGUCCAUGAGAGCCAGGGUAGCUGAUUUUGGGCUUUCAAGAGAAGAGAUGGUGGACAAACAUGCAGCGAACAUACGAGGAACAUUUGGAUAUCUUGAUCCGGAGUAUAUAUCUACGAGGACCUUUACAAAGAAAAGUGAUGUUUACAGCUACGGGGUAUUGCUGUUUGAACUCAUAGCUGGCAGAAAUCCAUUACAGGGUCUCAUGGAAUACGUUGAGCUAGCAGCUAUGAGUACUGAAGGGAAAGUCGGGUGGGAGGAAAUCGUGGAUUCGCGAUUGGAUGGGAAAUUCGAUGUGCUGGAGCUCAACGAAAUAGCAGCUCUUGCAUAUAAAUGCGUGAACCGUGUUCCGAAAAAACGACCUUCAAUGAGGGACAUCGUGCAAGUGCUAACCCGAAUCCUUAAAACAAGACACAGCAAGAAACAUCAGAAGUUCCUAUCUGCAACCGCGAAUGAGGUUUCAAACGACUUAGAGCAAGGAGAAACUAAGAAUCAAAUAACCGAACACCAGAGAGACGAGUCCAUGGACAGCACAGGUGGCACCUUUGAAAUGUAACCAGUGGUUCUUCCAUUUGUUAACAUGUUUCUUGGAUUUGAUCUUUUUGUUUUGUGUGAUAGGAUGUUCAGACGUGAAGGAGGGUGUGUUUGUAGUAUUGGAAUUCUCUUUUGAGUGAGUCUUUAGGGUAAAAGGAUUGUUUAUAAUUUGUUGUAACAUGAUUAGAUUUUCCUCCUU